Messenger RNA from Sesamum indicum (sesame), 2235 nucleotides. Its product is annotated as MLO-like protein 10. The record is from RefSeq and is a predicted model, not a curated record. NCBI's taxonomy places the organism in Eukaryota, Viridiplantae, Streptophyta, Magnoliopsida, Lamiales, Pedaliaceae. Gene Ontology annotation, biological process: defense response. Gene Ontology annotation, cellular component: membrane.
CUGUGUCUGAAUUCCCAUAAAUGUGCUGUCGCUGCCAACUACGGAGUUUCUUGAAUACUUAUUCAAAAGUCUGUAGACACGUAUUUCCUACUAUAUAAAUUCUCCCGAGUAAGAGCCCGUGCUGCCCGGAUAUUAGAGUUCAUACAGUUUUGAAGAUAAUUCAUUCUUGGAUAGAACUGCGCGCUGGGAAGUCAGAACACCAAUUACCCUUUAUUCUUCUGUAGCUGAAAAUAUCUGCCUUAAAUCUGCUGUUCCUGUGCAGAAAUUGGUAGUUGCCAAAAGGGUCUUUUCUAUAUACCUCAUCAGUGUGUGUCGUGUGUGAAUUUAUAUGGCUGGUGAGGGGGGUAAAGGGGGCACGUCGAGAAAUCUUGAUCAGACACCGACAUGGGCAGUGGCGGGUGUGUGUGCAAUAAUUAUAAUCAUCUCUAUUGCCCUGGAAAAGGUCCUCCACAAAGUUGGAACGUGGUUGACGGACAGGCAUAAGAAAGCUCUUUAUGAGGCGUUGGAGAAGGUCAAAGCCGAGUUGAUGAUACUUGGUUUCAUAUCACUGAUCCUAGUGUUCAGUCAAUAUUACAUUGCUGAGAUCUGCAUACCCACAAAUGUCGCUGAUACCAUGUUGCCUUGCCGUGCAAGUGCUGAUGACAAAGCCAAGGAAGAGCACCGUCGUAGACUUUUGUCGUAUGAGCGACGAGUUUUGGCUGCCAAAAAAGAGCCUACUUGCGGAGAGGGGCAUGUAGCGCUUAUAUCAGUGAAUGGACUACACCAGAUACACAUCCUUAUAUUCUUUCUAGCAGUCUUCCACGUGAUCUACAGUGCCAUUACUAUGGCUCUCGGAAGACUUAAGAUUCGUGGCUGGAAGCAAUGGGAGCAGGAGACUUCAUCUCACAACUAUGAGUUUUCUAAUGAUCCUUCAAGAUUCAGGCUUACUCAUGAGACAUCUUUUGUGAGGGCACACACUAGUUUCUGGACCCGGAUUCCGUUGUUCUUUUAUAUCGGAUGCUUUUUUCGACAAUUUUUUAAGUCUGUUAGUAAAUCUGAUUACUUGACUCUCCGCAAUGGCUUUAUUACUGUUCAUUUGGCGCCGGGAAGCAAGUUUAACUUCCAAAAGUACAUCAAGAGGUCACUGGAAGAUGACUUCAAGACUGUUGUGGGAGUAAGUCCAGUGUUGUGGGGAUCAUUUGUGGUGUUCUUGCUACUAAACGUUAACGGGUGGCAAGCGCUGUUUUGGGCAUCGUUAAUUCCUCUAUUUUUAAUCUUAGCUGUUGGCACAAAGCUACAAGCUAUUUUGACAAGAAUGGCGCUUGACAUAACAGAGCGACAUGCAGUCGUUCAGGGCAUACCUCUUGUCCAAGGGUCGGACAAAUACUUUUGGUUUGGCCGGCCUCAGUUGGUUCUGCAUCUUAUACACUUUGCACUGUUUCAGAAUGCCUUCCAAGUGACGUACUUCUUGUGGAUUUGGUAUGAGUUUGGUCUGAAAUCUUGCUUCCACGACAAUUUCGGACUUGUAAUCGCAAAAAUUGGUUUGGGGGUUGGAGUCCUAUUCUUAUGCAGCUACAUUACACUUCCACUGUAUGCCUUAAUUGCUCAGAUGGGCUCACACAUGAAGAAAUCAAUCUUCGACGAACAAACGUCCAAGGCCCUCAAGAAGUGGCACAUGGCUGUGAAGAAGAAGCAUGGCGGACGGGCAGGAAGGUCCCCUACUCGAACUUUAGGUGGUGGAAGUCCCACAUCGUCAAUGGGUUCGCCGUUCCACCCUACAGCUGCCACACUGCAUCGUUUCAAAACAACUGGCCACUCAACUCGGUUUGGGUACGAAGACCAUGAUGCAUCCGACCUAGAAGAGCCAUCGACGCCUCCAGCACCGACAACCAGCUUAAUUAUACGAACUGCAGAUCCAGAUCCCUUGGAGCAUGCUGAUCAUCAUAUUGAUGUAGAACACGAUAUCGGUGUAGCCGAUCAUGGAGAUGAAACGAGGAACGAAGACGACUUCUCGUUUGCAAAGCCUGCUCCCCAGAAAGGAGGCUGAAGCAAAGCUUGUAUUGCUUUUGGCAUUAUAGUUCCCUGAGUAUAAUUUCCUCUGCUUGCUUAUGUAUUCAUUGUCAAAAAUUUCGCAGUAUUGGGAAGCAAUGUUGUUAGAUAUAGCUAGAAUUUUGUACAUUUUUCAGCAAGUAUUGUUUUCAAUACCACAUUUUUGGUUUCCCUCUCUUAAUUGUAUUUCGAGUUUAUCUUUUUUUA